Molecule: messenger RNA, 921 nt
Organism: Plasmopara halstedii
Lineage: Eukaryota; Oomycota; Peronosporomycetes; Peronosporales; Peronosporaceae
Exons: 1
Coding region: 1-921 (306 amino acids)
Source: RefSeq, a predicted model, not a curated record
AUGGGUUGCACACAUUCCACUACUGCAAAAGACCCAACUGAGUUAAAGCCUGCUGAGACCACGUCAGCAAUUGCUGGUACAGACACCUUUGCCGAGGAGACGCCGGUUGUUGAGGCUACUAUUAAGAAAGAAGGUAUUGAAGAGAAGUCUGUGAAGAUCGAAACCGCCGUGGAGAAGGAGCGUGUUGAAUCCGUUGCAGAAGUACUUAAAGAAGAAGAGCCUGUAGUGAAAGGAUCUGUUAUUGAAGAGGAGCCCAAGAUCGAGGAGCCCAAGGUCGAGGAGCCCAAGGUCGAGGAGCCCAAGGUCGAGGAGUCAAAGGUCGAGGAGCCAAAGGUUCAAGUUUCCUCUGUUGUGAUUGCUAAUGAAAUCGAGGAGCAGAAAGACAACGAUUCUGUCGCACCCACGCCUAUCGUUACUUGUGCUGACAACAGUGCCGAAGAGACGGUGGUGACCGAAGUGACACUUAAAAGUACCAUCGAAAAUGAGAUUAUCGAACACGUUGCAGAUGCAACCGAGGGCAAAGAGGCUGUUCAGAUAAGGACUUCUAAUGAGGAGGAGGCCAAGGUCAACAAUGUUCCUGGCAUGACAGCUGAUAAGGGUGAAGGGGAGCUCACGGUAACGAUAGCUAAUGCGAUCGAGGAUGAAAAGCCCGUCGACGAAGAUUCCGCUGUCGUAAACGCUGACGGAGAUAAGGAGUCAAGUGAAGACGAGCCUCAAAUCGAUGAUCUCAAGAAAGAAGAGCUUGAGAUCGAGAAAUUCGAAGGCAAAGUUGUCAAAGAUGAGAAGCUUAGUACAAAAGAAGGAGAUGCUGAGCAGCUUAAGAAUGACGAACGUGCUGAGAAAAAGGAUCUUGAGGCUGAUGAAACUGUCAAACAUGAGGCCCACGUCGAAGAUCUGAACAGUGGAGCGAUGACUGGGUAA